Ochotona princeps (American pika) is the source of this 3184-nucleotide messenger RNA. It is a transcript of the gene ADGRE5, whose product is annotated as adhesion G protein-coupled receptor E5. The transcript has 20 exons. The record is from RefSeq and is a predicted model, not a curated record. Gene Ontology annotation, biological process: adenylate cyclase-activating G protein-coupled receptor signaling pathway; cell surface receptor signaling pathway. NCBI's taxonomy places the organism in Eukaryota, Metazoa, Chordata, Mammalia, Lagomorpha, Ochotonidae. The coding region runs from base 127 to 2613 and encodes 828 amino acids. Gene Ontology annotation, molecular function: calcium ion binding; G protein-coupled receptor activity. Gene Ontology annotation, cellular component: membrane.
AGCCAGAGAGAGAGAGAGAGAGAGAGAGAGAGACAUACAGACACAGAGCCGUGCGGGACAGCCGGGUCCCCCCCUCGCCUGCCUCUCCAGCCUGCACGCCCCCACACAGGCCUGGCCGCAGGAACCAUGGGUGUCCUCCUGGUGCUGUGGGUCGUGCUGACUGCGUUGGGAGCUGCAGCUCAGAAACCUCAAGCCUGUGCCCCGUGGUGCCCUAAGAAUUCCGUGUGUGUCAACGCCUCAGCCUGCCGCUGCAACCCAGGGUUCAAGGCCCUCUCUGGGGACGUGUUCACAGAUCCCACAGACACCUGUGAGGACAUCAACGAGUGUGCCCCGCCCCGCUCCCUUUCCUGCGGGAGAUUCGCCGACUGUAAGAACGUGGACGGCAGCUACUACUGUGAGUGCAUCCAGGGCUACGAGCUCACAUCCGGGGAGCGAAACUUCUCCUCCGAGAGCCAGAACACGUGUCAGGACGUGAACGAAUGCACUUGGAAACCAGGGCCGUGCCACAGCUCCACCCACUGCAUCAACAAGGCAGGUGGCUAUGUGUGCCGCUGCCGCCCAGGCUGGGAACCGGUGUCCGGCUCCCCCAACGGCCCCAACAACACCAUCUGCCAAGACGUGGACGAGUGCAGCUCUGGGCAGCAUCAAUGUCACAACUCCACUGUGUGCCACAACACGAUCGGGGCAUAUAAGUGCCGCUGCCGCCCAGGCUGGGAACCGGUGCCCGGCUCCCCCAACGGCCCCAACAACACCGUCUGCCAAGAUGUGGACGAGUGCAGCUCCGGGCAGCAUCAAUGUCACAACUCCACUGUGUGCCACAACACGAUCGGGGCAUACAAGUGCUACUGCCGCCCAGGCUGGGAACUGAUGCCCGGGUUCCCCAACGGCUCAAUCAACAGCGUCUGUCAAGACAUCCUGUCGAACUGGACCCUGCCGCCUGGUGUCCACAGCCUGGCCCUCUCUCAAUUCCUUGACAGAGUGCAGGCUCUGAGCAGGGACUUCAAGACCACCUCAGCCAAGGACACCAUCCAGAACCUCAUUCAGUUGACGGAUGAACUUCUCGGAGCUCCCGGGGACCUGCAGCAGCUGGCCCAGAGUGACCAGCACCGCGUGGCCACCCAGAUGCUCUCGGGCCUGGAGCAAAGCUUGAGGAUGCUGGCCAAGACCUUGACUGUGGGUCCUUUCGUGUACCGCUCCCAUCUCGGCACAGAGCUGAGCCUUGUGGUCGCCAAGAAGGAGGCAGAGGGCAACAUUACCAUCGGCCAGAGCCACGCCCGGGUGCUGCUGGACUGGGCAGUGGCCAGCGAGGAGGGGGAUUCCGGCAACAAAGUGGCAGGCAUCCUGUCCAGUCCCCACAUGAAUAAGACUCUGCUGGCCAGUGCCUCCCUGGUCUUGGAACCCAAGGAGCGAACUGAGCUGGAAGCCGCCCACGAGAUCCCCCUGCGAGGCGCCCGGCCCCAGCUGCUGUCGGCUGUCAGCUCUGUCUUCGUGAGCAACAGGAAAACCGAGAGGCUCAGCUCACCGGUCACCUUUGCCUUCUCCCACCUGCCGCAGACACCUGGACCCCGUCAGAAGCUCAUCUGUGCCUUCUGGAAGAAUGACAGCCGGGGCCGUGGACACUGGGCCACCACGGGCUGCCGCAAGCUGGGCAGCCAGAAUGGCAGCAUCACCUGCCAGUGUGACCACCUGAGCAGCUUCGCCGUGCUUAUGGCCCACUUCGACUUUGAGGACCCGAAGCUGGCCCUGGUCACUAAGGUGGGCCUGUCGCUGUCGCUGGUCUGCCUCCUGCUGUGUAUUCUCACCUUCCUCCUGGUGCGGUCCAUCCAGGGCUCCCGCACCACCGUGCACCUGCACCUCUGCGUCUGUCUCUUCGUGGGCUCUGCCAUCUUCCUGGCUGGCAUUGAGAAUGAAGGUGGCCAGGUGGGGCUGCGCUGCCGCCUGGUGGCCGCACUGCUGCACUACUGCUUCCUGGCGGCCUUCUGCUGGAUGAGCCUCGAGGGCCUGCAGCUCUACUUCCUGGUGGUGCGCGUGUUCCAGGGCCAGGGCCCCCGCACGCGCUGGCUCUGCCUCUUCGGCUACGGCGUGCCCCUGCUCAUCGUGGCCAUCUCGGCGGCCGUCAACGGCCAGGGCUACGGCCGCGACCUCUACUGCUGGCUGAGCCUGGAAGGCGGUUUCCUCUGGAGCUUCGUGGGACCCGUGACCGCCAUCGUCCUGUGCAACGCGGUCGUCUUUGUCAUCACCGUGUGGCGGCUCACGCAGAAGUUCUCAGAAAUCAACCCCGACAUGAAGAAACUCAAGAAGGCCAGGGUGCUGACCGUCACGGCCAUCGCGCAGCUCUUCGUGCUGGGCUGCACGUGGGUGUUCGGCCUGUUCCUCUUCCAGCCACAGAGCUGGCACAACCAGGUUCUGGCCUACACCUUCACGGCGCUCAACUGCCUACAGGGCCUCUUCCUCUUCGCGCUGCACUGCCUGCUCAACAAGAAGGUGAGGGAGGAGUACCGCAAGUGGGCCUGCAUCGUGGCAGGAAACAAGUACUCGGAGUUUGCCUCAUCCAGCACGGCCACCAGCCAUCAGAGCAGUCGGGUGCCCAGGCCCUCUGAGUCCGGCAUGUGAAUCCACGCCUCGAGGUGCUGGCCGGCAGCAGCUCCGCUGGCCACAGCAGCUUUUGCACGCACUGAAUGAAGAUGUUGCCCGGCUCCCUCUGCUGCUGCCUGCCCUGCAGCUCCCUGGAGGGUGGGGUGGGGACUGACUGCACAGCUCCCCGCUGGGCACUGGGCCACGCAGAUGCCCCCCUCCCCAGGCAGCGAGUGAGAAGCCAGCCCUGGGCUGCAGCUCCUGGCCACGGUGUAAAGUUGAGGCCAGAACUGGGGGAGGUGGGGUCCCUGCCGGGCCCGUUCUGACCUGUCUUGGCCCCGGGACAGGCCAGGUGUGGGGCCACCACUUCCUCUCUUAAGCUAAGACUGAGGUGCGGGGCCGCCUGGGUGCACGGUACAGAGGCCGGCUGCCUGCGGGGGCAGGGGCUCUCCCUGGCGUGAGCGUGUGGGUGUCGCUGGGUCUCGGGUGUGGACACUUCAGCAAGGCCCUGUGCGCGGGUGGGGCCUCUGCACACUCGCCCACCAGCUCACCAGAGCAAGAAUCCAAGAGCCAGGCCUCCUUAAUAAAAGUUUAUUCUUAUACAAGUUUA